AUGGAGGCCAGGCUGCCGAGCACCGUCAUGGGUCUCCUGUGGUUCCCACUACAGGCAGAGUUUACUGAGGUGGACUUAGCCAAGCCCAGAAGCAGGGAGCCCAGGACAGCUGGGCUGCUUAUAGCCAGGCACAGCUCCAGCUCUGCUCUCUGGAUUGCAGGAUUUUGGGGGGAAGUCGGUGUGGCCUCCAACAAAAACCUGGGGCUGAAGGUCUCAAGGAGAGUGGAGGGCUUGUUCCUCACCGUCAGCAGCAGGAACGUAUUUGUGAAGGCUGUGUGUAACAGUUCGGGAAGCUGUGAGAUGGAAAAAGUAGUGGGAUCAGAAAAAGACACACGGGGUGGUGGGGAUUUGCUGGUAAGUGUACCUGGCCACAGGGAGAUGCACGUGUUGGAUACAGAGUAUGAACAUUAUGCCAUCCUGAGGAUGUUCCAGAGCUGGCAGGGCAGGGACUCCCACGUGCUCAAGCACUUCAGUCACUCGGGCUGGGUGGGGGCUCUGCCCUGCUGCUGCCAGAAGCUGACUGUGGACAUAGGCUUUUACCUGAUGGCCCGGCAUGGGGAAUGUGCUGAGCUCCUGAAGGAGAGCUCCAGCUGA
This is a messenger RNA of Jaculus jaculus (lesser Egyptian jerboa), 594 nucleotides long. It is a transcript of the gene Lcn8, whose product is annotated as lipocalin 8. Gene Ontology annotation, molecular function: small molecule binding. The record is from RefSeq and is a predicted model, not a curated record. NCBI's taxonomy places the organism in Eukaryota, Metazoa, Chordata, Mammalia, Rodentia, Dipodidae.